AUGUUGAAGCGCACACCACCGCAUACUCCUAACUCAGUAUCUGCACCGAAUAUAAACACUUUGGAGUGUGAUUCUCAUGAUACCCGAUCACCACAUGAAUAUGUGACUCAAAGAAGCCUGAAACGUCCCCGAGACGAUUUUGCAGAACUAAAAGAGUACCUGCUGGACAUUGUUACCACAUCUAAACAAGAACAGAAUUCCAAAUUGAAUACUUUGAUUGAAACAGUCUCUGAGAUAAAGGAACAGAAUAAUGAUAUACGCAGUUCAAUUGAAUUUAUGUCGUCAAGGUAUGACGAUAUGGCUAUUAGGUUAAAUUUGCUGGAAGAAGAACGUAAACACGAUCGUGAUUAUAUAAAAAUACUGGAGGCGAGGGUUGAGAACUUAGAGCGGCAAUUAAAAUACUCUUCUAUUGAACUACGCAACGUACCAGCCCAGAAGAACGAAACUAAAGAAGAUUUGGUGAAACUUGUGAAAGCCACUGGAUCGGCGCUGUCCCUUCCAGUUCGGGACUCAGAUAUCAAAGACAUAUAUAGAGUGCACGGCAAGACUGAGGGUAGACGACCAAUAGUAGCUGAACUGAAUAGCAUUGUGCUGAAAGAUAGCCUAAUUCGUGCUGUCAAAACUUACAAUAAGAGUAAUCCGGGAAGUAAGUUCUCUACCACAAAUUUGAAAAUAAACGGACCGUCUGCACCAGUGUACCUGUCUGAAAGUCUGCCCCCCAAAACAAAGAAAUUAUUUUAUUUGGCCAGGAACGCAGCUACUGCUGGCGGAUACAAAUUCUGCUGGACCUAUAACGGCAGGGUCUACCUUCGCAAAUCUGAAGGAACACCGCAGAUACGUAUAGCCUGUGAAGACGACCUUAAUACUUUAAGUACCCAGUAA
Amyelois transitella is the source of this 882-nucleotide messenger RNA. RefSeq lists its product as uncharacterized. The record is from RefSeq and is a predicted model, not a curated record. NCBI's taxonomy places the organism in Eukaryota, Metazoa, Arthropoda, Insecta, Lepidoptera, Pyralidae. Bases 1 to 882 code for a protein of 293 amino acids. The transcript has a single exon.